CGGCACGGGCAUUUUUUAUGCGUUAUUUUAAAGUUUUUUUUUGCUGGUCCCCAUUCAAGACGACGUUUCGCGGUUACAGUUUCAACGAUGGAGAAGAAUUGCCAAAAUAUUCAAAAUAUUGCGGGCACCAAUGAUAACGUGGUUGAAUUUCACGCGUGUGAUGUAAAUGACAAUGAUAGUGCAGAUGAGACUACUGAAGCAUCAAAAGAACCCCGACGCACUGGAUUAUUUUCCAUAACGGACAGUCUAAGAAAUUCCAGAUCUUAUGAAAGAGGCGAAACUUCAGCAUCGUCGGAAGCGCUGGAAAAUCAAAUACAAAGUUCGAAGUCAUUGAGGAGGAAACGCAUGGACAGAUCGGCUAACAACAACGGGCUUAUAUCCACGUCGGUAGCUUCGUCGGGCGAUUACGCGUUGCACAAUAAUAAUAAUAAUGUUAAAAACGAAAGGUUAAGCCCGGGCACUCCUGAUACAUCGAGCAGAUCUCGCAGCGUAACACCAAGUUCCGCAUCUCAUCCGGAUACUCCGCCAGCAGCCGAGACCCCUUUAUUACCUCCUAUCUCUGGACGCAACUACAGUGAUUUCAUGAGAAGCCUGGCCGCCAAAUACAACCACGCUAAUCCAAAUGAUUACUUCAAUGCUGCUCGAAACGGAUUCCCUCCCCCUUUGGAUCCUCGGUUUAAACCUGCCACUACUCCCGUUGCUUUCCCUCCGAACCUCCUCUCCGGUUUGGCCACCUCCCCAUCUACGAAGGAGAUAUCAGCGAGUGACAUCGCUAAGAAAUCCUCUGGCGUGUCACCCGAUUUUGCUUCAGUUUUAAGUCCGUUCGCUGGAGCGGCUGCGGCAGCAAUGUUUCCCCCACUUAUAGACAUGUCGACGACGCAGACGUUGCUAGCUAUGGUUAGAACUGCCAAGGAAGCAGAGCUCCAGGGUCUGUUAAAGAACGUGAAGCGACAGGAUACUUCCUCACCGUUGGAUUUGUCAGCCGCUGCCCCACCAACGAAAAGACCUCGCGUAAAGACCCCUUCCGUAGGCAGCCCAAGUCACACGAGUGCAAAUUCGAGUGCGACUAAGAGAGCUGAAAGCGAGAGUCCCAAACUUCACGAGGAUAUAGCCAAUUGGUCGGUGGAUGAUGUGUGCAAUUUUGUUCAGGGGAUAGACAUAUGUGCGGAAUAUGCGCAGACAUUCCGUGACCAGCGGAUAGAUGGCAGCGGACUACCGCUUCUUACCGAAGAGCAUCUGACGAACACGAUGGGCAUGAAACUUGGGCCCGCAUUAAAACUCCGCUCAAUGUUGGCCAAAAAGCUGGGUUCGUGUAACGUCUGCUUGCACUGUUCCCAUUGUCACAAUUCGGGGCAAUCGCCAGAGCCCGGAAAUAACACCGGAAAUACGUCCGACUCCGGGGGGACGUCCUGAAAGUUGUUUUAUAAAUUGAUGACUUUUUUUAAGGAACCGUCUGUUGUGAAAAUGGCGAGUGUGAUUAGGGGCGUUUUGAUAAACGAGUGCGAUAAGAUUAGCGAAUUUGAGAUUUAUAAAUUAAAAAAUAAAAAUUGUUUACGUUGAGUUUUGUUAGGAGGUGUAAAAAGCCAACGCGCCAACAUUUUUAUCCACUAUAGUGAGCCUAUGAUUUUCUAUUUCCAUUUUCUAUAAGUAACAACUCAUUAGCAAGCGAUAAUAACUAAAAUGAUUAAUAACAAUGAUAUCACAUUCUAGUUAUUUAUGUUUAUGUUUAGAAUGAUGCUACCUGCAUAUGUUACAGAGUACAUUGGAGUUAUUACAUCUCUAUAGAAUUGUGUUGUACCAAAAAUAUGGAAUUACUUGGAACCCUGUAUAAAUUAUUCAAAAAGUAAUGCUUUUUAUCAUAUUGCUUCUCAUUCAAACUCUUAAAAAUGGUUUUAUUUGUCUGGUCAAAGAAUAUGUUGAAUUGACUACUAAUUUAACUGUAUUGAAGAAUUGAAACUUUCCUUUUCUAAUUUGGAUCUAAUUAAAAUAUUAAGUGCUCUAGUUUUCUGAAAAAUCUUUUGGUUAGUUUUGAUUAGUCCAUUAUUAAGGUUUUUAUACACAAGAGACUUCGGAAUAUAACCUCAUGCAUGCUUUUCUUUCUUUCUUUCUUUUAAUGUUUGCACUUGUAAAAAAAAAAUGUUGACUAGCAAGUUAGACACAGAAAAUACAAUAAAGGCAAUUUUUAUUUCUUAAGAUUAGCAAUUUGGGUGGGAAUCCUAAAAGUAUUAGCUGCUAAAAUGAAAACCACUGUUCGAUUUUAACAAACUAUAUAAAAAUAAUAAAAAAAUGAGUAUUGUAUGUCAACUGUAUUCAAAGUAAACAAAAAUUGCAAUUAAUAAUGGAUUUAUGAAAACACAUUAUUUCAGAUUUUGUAUUUUUAUUUUAUGUUGUGCAAAAUUACGAUUGAAAUGUUCAUAAUAUAUUAUGCAACAAGUGCGGUAAACGCCAUUUGACUCACGAGUUUAUUUGACACGUGCGGAGCGAGUGUUUAAUAAACGAGUGACUUAAAAAGUUUAUUGAAUGUGUUGCAUAUUAUACUUUUUCUACGACCGUCACGAAUACAUUUCCUGACAUGAUCGUCAGAAUUGACAAACGUCAAAAUUCAAGGCGCGGGAAAUAGCUCCGAAAACAUCCGAUCCCGUGCGGUAAAAUCCCGGAAAUGUCCGAAGUGGCCCGUUUCCGUGGGAAACGACACUGACGUGGUAAAAUGACGCUUCCCGUUCACUAGAUCGGUGUAUAAUUGGGUAUUUUACAGACGGGAGUAGAAAAAAAGAUUUCCCCUACUUGGUACUAAAUAAUGAACGAACAAAUCAAUGAAAACAAAAGCUUUAAUCAAUUUAAAUUUAUAAGCUGACAUUACCAAAACGACUAUUUUUCAGUAAAAAUUGUUGUAUUGCUUUUCUAAAAUUCAAGAACCCUAAUGUUUUCUUAAGGCUUUAAAAUUUAUAUUUGUAAAAUUUGUACACCUUAGGCUGUAAACCUGAAAGGAAAAGGAAAGGGAGUUUGGCACAAAAAGUAAAUAAUUUUUGAAAAACUUUUUUAAAUGUUUAAUUUUAUAUCUCAUCAAUUUUGAAAUACCCUGUAUAACCCGAAUUAUAACAUUUGGCCACAAUCAAUCUUAACUCGUGGGCGGCACAAAUUUUAAUAUAUCUGAUAAGUUAAUAGAGCAGCUAUGGAGAAAAUGUAAUAUACAAAAUAUCUAAGUUCCUAAAUAACGAAUAGUUUUGGUAAGAUUUACAAAUGUUAAGAGUGUAAUAUAUUUUCUGAAAAUUUUCUAGCUUAGAUUUUGAUAAUAUUUGCUCAAUACAAUAGAGUAUCCGAUUCUUUACUGAAUUACGUUUGGAACCAUGUAUUUAUAUUACAUGGAAGGAACUAGCCUUGUAACAUUAAACAAAACAAAUGUAAUUAAUGCCUUAAUAUCACAAUGAAAUGUUUGCAAUAUGAGAUAUUUGUACAUAGUAUAAUAAUAUUUCUUAAAAUGUAAAAAUAAAAAUAAUAAAGAAAAGACGUUAUCGAUGUAAAGUACAACCCCGAGUGUAUAGUAUUGUAUUAAAA
This is a messenger RNA of Cylas formicarius (sweet potato weevil), 3555 nucleotides long. It is a transcript of the gene Samuel, whose product is annotated as kinesin-related protein 12. The transcript has 7 exons. NCBI's taxonomy places the organism in Eukaryota, Metazoa, Arthropoda, Insecta, Coleoptera, Brentidae. The record is from RefSeq and is a predicted model, not a curated record. The coding region runs from base 88 to 1413 and encodes 441 amino acids. Gene Ontology annotation, cellular component: PRC1 complex. Gene Ontology annotation, molecular function: protein binding.